Molecule: messenger RNA, 3026 nt
Organism: Dermacentor andersoni
Lineage: Eukaryota; Metazoa; Arthropoda; Arachnida; Ixodida; Ixodidae
Source: RefSeq, a predicted model, not a curated record
UCUGCUUGGGGACCGUGUAAUAUAUUGAGAAGCGUUUCCAACAUGUUGAGAAAUAUUUUGCUAUUGACUGUGUAGCAAAAUGUGUUGGUGUUGCUUUUCAAAGAUUCAAUUUGGAAUUCGAAACGACUGAAACAAAAUAUUGCGGUUAAUGUCUUCAAAUGGCGCUAGGUGGUGUCGCACUUUUGCCAAACGUUUAGCGAUGGCGCCAGCCACCACCCCCGUUUCAAGCACACGGCGCGAAUUUUGAAGCGGUUGGUUCAGUCGUUCAGUCGAGCACUGGAAGCCAUGGCGCUCAACGUGGCAGCACCGGUGAAGGGACCACGUGUGUUGCAGGCACAGAGAGAGACGGUGGUCGCCUUCAUGGAGCAGCAUCCUCUGCUGGCUAUAAGAUCCAGCGAGCUGGGGCCGCGCUUCACUGUUGGCGACCGCCGACGGCUGUGGCAGCAGCUGGCUGACGCGCUGAAAAGCGAAGGCCCUGUUGUCAAAACCACUGAGCAGUGGAAAGAGUGGUCGCGCAAGCAAGUUUUUGCUGCCGCAAUUUCCCAAGAACAAAGAAGCACAGAAGGGUGGCGGCUACACGGUUUUCGUGGCCGAGUCCUCCAGCUGACCGAGACAGUCCGCCUCCACGGCGUGACCGACCUACCCUACCAAGAGCAGGCUGACAUUCCCACCUCCGCCAUGGAAGUCGUUGUCCAAGCUACAGACGAGGCUGCGGGCGUGAGGAGCACAGCGACACCGGCAGAGGAUCCACCGCGUGGCCCGUCGCCUACCGAAAGGGUGGCCGCUGCACCUGUGUUGCAGCGCCCUGUUCGGCCACCACGUCGACAUCGACCGCGACGGGUGAAUACCUUGACGACGAUGUCGUCGCAGUGCGCCCGCAGCGUGGAACAGGGCGACGAGAUGCUGCAGGUGCUGCGGAGAAUCGAAGCCUGCACCACCCGCCUCGGUGUCGCGGCAGAGCGGACGGCAGCAGCUCAGGAGGGGAUCCUGGAGCAGGUGCGCGCCGUAGCGCAAGACAUCGCUGCGCACCUGCAGCAAGACAGAAAUUAAUUUAUCGUUUUCAGUAGCAUUUUGUUCAUUUGUUUCAUCAGUUCCAUUUCUUUUAUUUAUUUAUUGUUUGAGUUUCCUUCAUGAGUAAUACAGGAGGAUUUUUUGGUUGAAAGGUGUAAUGCGUGCACCCAUUUUUGUUCUGUGAUAUUUGCCUCUUUCUAUUUAUGCGUAUCCAGCUGAAAUGCCAACGUGCUUUCUUUAUUUACACAUUUUGAAGGCGCCUAGUCAUUCACACUGGAAUCAUUACAAAUAGUUGUCGAUUUCUGUGUAUGGGUUUUGUUUUAUAUUGCUUCACUGUGUUGUAGCUUACAGCACUCAUUACGAAGCGUUACCGCAUAGUGUUUGCACUGUGAUAUUUUCAUUUCGGCAAAGUGAGGCUAAGGUGCAACAACUACGAUGUGCUUUUUUUUCAGAGCACCAAACUAGUCACUCUUUAAGUUGCAUAGUUUCACAAAUGAAAAUGACCAUCAUCAUUGCACCACGCCGGUAUUGGUUCCCUCUAGUCUUCGUUCCAAGAGAGUCAUUGCAAGAAUAACUAUCAUGUGAGACACUUUCUGGGUGCUGUGACAUUGUAGAGCCAAUUAUUCAUGUUUUAUGUAACAUGUUUCAUCACAGCUGGCAAGUGCACUCACCUUUUUACAAUUAUGAUUCACCUGUUGUUUAGCAUCGCACUACAAUUGCUGCCGAGAAAUGAAUGCUUCUAGUCAGUGACUCCUAACACUACCAAGGGAACGGACAUACCUGUGAAAGUCACACUGUCUUGCAAGGUCACGUAAAUGUAACUGCAAGUUUUAUGUGCCGUGGUGAAAACGAAUUGUGUGAUGCUGAUGUUGCAAUGUUGUCACAUGCUUUGCUACCUGAAGCAUGUUGUACUACAACGUUUGUGAUGUACAUGUCAUCAUAGAGUGAUAAAGUUGACCUAUCUAUUUUUUGCGCUUUUACAUUAAUUUACGUCUACCAUUUGGACAUAAUGUGACGAGUGUAAUAUUGUCGCUACACUCAGCGUUACAUUUUGCUUGUGUUUGAAUCCGCAUUCAUUACGCUUCACUUGCUUGCCUCGCCUGCGUAUUCAUGCUUGCACAGAAGUUUUGAUACACCUAGCACAAGAGAUGGCUAGCAAGCAUAUUGCCUCGCUCCUACCAAUGUAACUGAGCGUCCGAAUGCACAGGGUGCGGCGGUUGCGUUCAUUUUGGUGUGUUUUAUGAAAAUUUUGCGCACCUUUUGCUGAUGGUGACCAGGAGCACAGAGUGCCAAUCAUAUGUACUGCUUCCAUGAAAUCUGUCAUGACUAUGAUGGGUCAAGGGAUGUUUCCAUUUCAUAUUUCAUGUGAUAUUUAAAGAAAAGGCUGCACUUUCACGUUGCUACCGUGUUUCAUGUUGCACUAGGAAAGAAGUACUUUGUGCCAAUUUCCCAUUACUGUAACCACCAACUAUGGCAAAACAAACACAUCUUUGGACAUGAGUAGAAAGUAACAGCUGCGGCAUCUGCAGAAAGUGGUAUAUCACAGGAUGCACACAACACAUACAAGCUGUUGUAGCGUCGUAUUUGUAAUGUUGGAUGAGGAAAGAAGCACGUUGUGAUGUGCAUAUUGCACAAAACAAUGCUAGCUUGGGAGCAGCAGCAAAUGCAGUUCUUCACAGAUAAAGGGGCAUGAAGCAUUGCCUUACGACUACCUCACGAGUACUACUGUUAAUAAGUGGCAGCCUUGGAGACUCUUGCAUAGUGAAGAGGGUGCAAUUGUUUCCGAGUCCAUGGCUGUGGCAUUCUAUUUAAAAGACUCUUUGUAUAAGUGUACUUCGUUUGUGUUUAAACUAUCAUAAUCUGUCGGAUGUGUGGAUUUGGAACAUUGACCAUCCGUAUGGAGGUGCACUUGUGUAUGCAAAUUUUUAAUGUAUUUUCCGCUGUACAAACAUAGCCCUGUGAUAGCUUAAGGACACUGCAAUUUGUAUAAAUAAAUUAUAUAUUAUGGAAACUCA